UAAGGUCAUAAAGAUCAUCGACUGUUGCCCUUACCAGUUCUCCGUCACAAGUGUUAUUAAAGUGGUUAUGAAUAAUUUCAUAACAAUUAUGUGAAAUGAAAUUGUGGACUUCUAUAUAAGAUGAUAAGAAUAAUCACACUUUAACACGGUGUAUGCAACAAUUUGCUUUAAAAAAAUGCAUCGAGAAAUAUCUCCAACAUUAAAAGAAAUAUGUCGACAAGAUUUAAAUGAAGUUGAAGAAAGGACCGAAACUGAUAUUUUACAUAUUCGGCAAUGGAUGGAAAAGCAAAGACAUCUAAAUUUCGUUAUUGAUGACCAAUUAAUUUUGGCAUUCCUUCGGUGCAGCAAAUUCAGCUUGGAACGCGUGAAGGACAAAAUUGACAACUAUUAUACCAUGAGGACACUUUCUCCUGAACUAUACGAAAAUAGAGACCCUUUAUCACCGGAAAUACAAAGAUUAUUGCAUGUUGGAGCAGUUCUACCGUUACCUAAGGUUGAGAGUGGCAGCAAUUGCAGAAUAAUUUUCUUGAACCUUGGUGAAAAUGUUGACUACGACACUAUGCCUUUCCGAAAUAUUCUGAAACUGUUUUAUAUGGUUACAGACAUACUGUUACUAGAGGACGAUUAUGCUGUAAUUGGUGGUUUAAAGGUCAUCAUGCAAUGUAAAAAUCCAAAUCCCAAAUAUAUGCUAGAGUUGACACCAACGUUUAUGAAAAAGCAUGCGUUAUUGAUAGAAAAAGGACUUCCUUUUAGAUUGCGCGCUGCGUAUUUCAUGAACUUACAUGCAAUAUUUCAAUAUGUAUUUGACUUGCUAAAGAAGAUGCUACCGUCAAAAAUGAGCCGUAGGUUGGAGGUAUUUGACGACACCAAGCUGCAGCAACUUUACAAGUUGACACCGCAAAGCGCAUUGCCGAAAGAAUGGGGCGGUGAUAAUGGAUCUCUUGGAGAAUUAACUGUUUUAGUAACUUGGAAAGAAAAUGUGCAAAGUUACCGAGAUUGGUUUUUGCAAAACGAAAAACUAAAGUCUAACGAAGACUUACGUCAAGGACCAUCUAAAACAUACCUGCACGAUUUUGAUAUUGAAGGAUCGUUUAGGCAACUGAAUAUCGAUUAAGAUAAAUAUGACUGCUACUAGGAAUAAGAGAACAAUCGUGUAGUGAAAACUAAUGGGUGGCGGAUUUAUUUUUAACCGUGAAUUUACUUCUUCGUUUGGAAGUUUAUCGGAUGAGCGUGCUCUCAUUUAAGUAAAUUCUGGCUGAACGGCUGAACCGAUUGGAACCAAAUUUCGUACACAUACUCUUAGAUAUAAAAGGAAGAGCUGAAAAGAGAAAAAUUGCUGUGGCUAACAAAGAUGCCACCCUCAUACGUACAUGCGUGAUUUUGCGCAAAAGCUUUUCAGCUCUCCCUUUUAUGUCUAAGAAUAUUCAUUGGUUCCCGAGUUGGUUCCAAUCGGUUCAGCCGGAAGUAAGAGUACAGACCGACAUUAUCGAGAUUUUGUUUGCUUUGGAUUCUUGAUGCUUUAAAACGUGUAUUUCCUCCCUUACUAACCGUGCCGGCGGUAAGAAGUUGUCUGGCUCAAAAUGAACUUAAGGAUGUGACACUGUAAUACUCGUAGAUCCUGAGCCCCUUCAGAUGAGUGGGGCGAUAAAAUUUUUUGGCACAUCCAUUGUUUGCUUUUAUUAAAGAAACCUACAACAAAAAUGUUGAUCAAAUUGUUUCCCAAAUAAGGAAGUUGCCUAUUGCGCAUGCGUGGUUUUGGAGGCUAAUUAUAAUUAUUUUAUAUGGUUACAGACAUUCAACCCUAUGCUGUAUCACUCUCGUUAUUCUAUACGAUCAAUCGUUAUCGCAGUUUAACGAUCAACGGUUAUGAUGACCACAACGACUAUCGAUAAUAUGAUAAACGCGAUAUGCUGUAUCAAUAUUUUAACGGUAUCGUUACGUUGUCCGGUAUCUCGCAGUGGCUAUUUCGGAAA
Molecule: messenger RNA, 1973 nt
Organism: Photinus pyralis (common eastern firefly)
Lineage: Eukaryota; Metazoa; Arthropoda; Insecta; Coleoptera; Lampyridae
Product: retinol-binding protein pinta-like
Exons: 5
Coding region: 176-1114 (312 amino acids)
Cellular component (GO): membrane
Molecular function (GO): phosphatidylinositol bisphosphate binding
Source: RefSeq, a predicted model, not a curated record